Molecule: messenger RNA, 960 nt
Organism: Dictyostelium purpureum
Lineage: Eukaryota; Evosea; Eumycetozoa; Dictyosteliales; Dictyosteliaceae
Exons: 1
Molecular function (GO): oxidoreductase activity
Source: RefSeq, a predicted model, not a curated record
AUGUUAUUAUCCUUUAUAGUUAUUAUAUUAAUAUUUUUCUUUAUAUGGAAUUUUAUUGUACCAUUUUUAGUUAUUAAAAUAAAAAAUGAUCAAAAUUUAAAAUCAAAAUAUAAAAAUUGUAAAUGGGCAUUAGUAACAGGUGGCAGCUCUGGUAUCGGUAAAGAAAUUUGUGAAAGAUUGUUGGCUCAAGGAAUAUCCGUGGUCAUUGUAUCGAGCAGUGGCAAUGGAUACACCAAUAAACUUUUAGAAAAAUACAGCAAAGGUCCGGUUAGAGUCAAAUUAAUAACAUUAGACCUAUCCCAAAAAGAAUCAUGUAAAAAGCUAAUCAAAGAGAUUGAGGACGAUAAUCAAAUCGAAAAGGAAACAUUAAAGCUAUUGUUCAACAAUGUUGGUUAUUUAACAAUGGAGGCAUUUAAUCAAACUACAAUAGAGGCUAAAAUGGAAAUGAUUCAAUGUAAUGUUUUAACAGCAGUAGAAUUAACUGAUUAUUUUUAUAAACAACUCAUUAAAAAUAAGAGUAAUGAUAGCAGUGAUUCCAAUGGUGCAAUUUUAUUUACAUCAUCCAUCACUGGUCUUUGCCCAACACCAUUUUCAGCAAUGUAUGCAAGUGGAAAAUCAUUUAUAACAUGUUUUGCAAAAUCAUUGGCAAUUGAAUCUCGUUAUCAUGGUAUCGAUGUAUUAGUGGUUCAACCUGGCUUAGUAAAUACAAAUUUAUUUUUAGAAGUACCUAAACAUUUAAUUUUUUCCAUUUUACGUUUAGUCGGUCAAGAACCAUCUCAAAUUGUUGAUAUUAUGUUUAGAGGCUUAGGUACUUUGGGAUUUGUAGUUUAUAAUGGUGGAAUAUUUGGUCUAGUUUCAGAUUUGUGUUGCUCAAUAUUAGGAAUCAAUUUUAUGUUAAAUGUUGUUUAUUACAUUUCAAAUUAUUUAUUAAAAGAUUUUAAUUGUUAUAAAUAUAAUAAU